ACAAUUACUCCCAAGCUAACUAAAAGUCUGUACAACGUUUCUCUUAAGAGAAAAGAUGGAAAGCCAUUUUCAUUUGCAUGACGAGCACGUGGUUCCGAUUCGUGAGGAAGUUCCAUCAUCGAGCUCAAUGGUGACGAAGAAGACAUGUGGAGAAGCCCCUUGUGGAUUCUCAGAUGCCAAGACGAGUGCAAUGGAAGCUGAGGAACGUGCCAAAUCGGCGAGGAAGCUAUUAAUAGCUCUUCUUCUGUGUGCCAUUUUCAUAGUAGUAGAAGUGGUCGGAGGGAUCAAGGCCAAUAGUCUAGCGAUUCUCACAGACGCAGCUCAUCUUUUAUCCGAUGUCGGAGCCUUUGCCAUAUCUUUGUUCUCGCUGUGGGCCUCUGGAUGGAAAGCAACCCCGAAGCAAUCAUACGGGUUUUUCAGGAUAGAGAUCCUUGGUGCGCUUGUCUCCAUUCAAAUGAUUUGGAUUCUUGCUGGUAUCUUGGUUUAUGAAGCCAUAGUCAGACUCAAGAACGGUAGUGGCCAAGUUGAGGGAUCUCUUAUGUUUCUUGUCUCUGGUAUUGGUUUACUUGUCAACAUUGCAAUGGCUGUUCUGUUGGGACAUGAUCAUGGUCAUAGUCAUGGUCAUGGGCAUGGCCAUGAUCAUGAGCACCAUCACAAUGAUGAGACAGAACCAAAUCUAUCUGAGGCCUUGAUUAACAAGCCCAAGAAGCAGCGGAACGUGAACAUUCAAGGGGCCUAUCUUCACGCGCUGGGAGAUUCGAUACUGAGCGUGGGAGUGAUGAUAGGAGGGGCAAUCAUAUGGUAUAAACCGGAGUGGAAGAUCAUUGACUUGAUAUGCACGUUGGUCUUCUCCGUGAUUGUCUUGUGGACGACGGUUGGAUUGCUCAGAGAUGUUCUAGAUGUUUUAAUGGAGUCGACACCGCGGGAGAUCAACGAGACUAGACUUGAGAAAGGAGUGUGUGAGAUUGAAGAGGUUGUGGCUAUCCAUGAGCUUCACAUUUGGGCUAUUACUCCUGCUAAACGCUUGUUGGCUUGUCAUGUUAAGAUCAGACCAGAGGCUGAUGCAGAUAUGGUUCUGGACAAGAUUGUCAGUUACAUCAAAACCGAGCACAACAUAACUCACGUAACUAUUCAGAUUGAACGCCGAUGAAGAAAUCACAUGACAAUGCACCUUCAACUUUGUUUGACCAUAUUGUUAAAUAUAUGUUUGUAAUCUUCCUUUUU
Molecule: messenger RNA, 1224 nt
Organism: Brassica oleracea var. oleracea
Lineage: Eukaryota; Viridiplantae; Streptophyta; Magnoliopsida; Brassicales; Brassicaceae
Product: metal tolerance protein A2
Exons: 2
Coding region: 56-1150 (364 amino acids)
Biological process (GO): zinc ion transmembrane transport
Cellular component (GO): vacuole; plasma membrane
Molecular function (GO): zinc ion transmembrane transporter activity
Source: RefSeq, a predicted model, not a curated record